GAAGUUGCGGAGGACAAAUGCCUGCAACCUCUUCCAUGAGUUUGAGGGCAACGUACUUGGACAUCAGGUAUAAUGAGGGAUGGAUUGCACGGUGAUGAUGAGUUCAAUGUGUCGGCGAACCCUUUGAGGACUCAUUUUCGACGAAGGCAGUGAGAAUUUUCCGGCGAUUUCCUUGGUCAUACUCAAAGCACUCAUUCGAUCCAUCAGUCUUUUUAAAUGGGGAGACAUCGUUGAGUUAGCUUAAUGUGUUGGACUUGCUAAAUUAGACUACGUCCUUGCGUUCUUCCACAAUGCGAAAAAAAAAGUCAUAUGCCUUUUCAUUUCUCACACCAAAAAAAAAAAAAAAGAAAAAAAAAAUCCUCGAAGUCCUAAUUGUGAUCAAGAAUGAAUGCCUUCUCUUGACAUUGCGAGACCUGAUAGGCCCUUGUGAUCAAGCCGAAGGUUUCAAGGUUUGAGACAUGUAUUGUCUUAAAAGAUCACAACUGAGCAAACAAACAAGAAAACUGACCUUGUUGAUGUCACUAUGAGCCGGUUAAGUUUCCUAAACAAGCUCAUAGUCUUGUUGCGUGACCGUAGCGUUUGACCUUAAAAUAGAGGCACAGACCGACGAUUGCUCAGAUUCCACCGCUGCCGCUGGUACUGGCGCGUCGAGAAAAGCUCGGAGCCCGCGAGUCGACUAGCACCAAAAGCCGCGGUUCCUUUGCUCGCGCUCCGUUUUCCGUGCGCUUACGCGGUAAACACCUCCCAGUCGGACGCAGUAUCGGCACUCCCCCGCGGGCUCCCAAAGAGAGAGAGCGAGAAGCAGAGAACCUUGCGGGAGGAAGGUGCGGCGUAACUUGUAGGGCUUCUGAAUCCACCACCUUCCCCCUGCACUCUGUUGAUCUCCGCGGGGCGUUGUUAAAAGGCGGCAUCGGUCGAUGCUCGGUUUCUUGUAUGGGGACGUCCGACCGUCGCGAGGAAGAAGAGACGCGAACAACGCUCUGCGCCCCCAGAUCUAGGGUUCCGGUUGCCCCGUUCAGAGACACCUCUUCCGAGAUGAGCCAGCAGCAAGCCUACGGCUUCCGGCCGGUGACUCCAGAUGCCGCUGCGGGUGCUCUCAAAGUCAGGGAGACUCCCCCGACGCCAUUGUCAGUAGUUCCUUCCGGCGGAGAUGAAGGUCUAUCUUCGCCUUCUUCUCCACCGUCCGCGGACCAGCUGCCGGAUGGGUGUCGAACUCCCUCCAGCGUGGUCUUUGACUCGUUUGCGCCCGGGCCGGACGACCUAAACAUGGCGCCGAAACGGAAUUCCAGAUCCGGGAAGGCCUUCCGUGCCUUGAGUACCGCGGACAUUUGGGGAUCCCUGGGAAAGUCGAGGGUUUUCAGGGUCUUGCAUUUUGAUGAUGAUAAUGAUGACGACGACGUCGAUGAUGAUGUUGACGGCAACGACAACGACAGCGACAAUGGCCGUGAGAAGGCGACGGCCGGAAGACGGGAGGAAGUGGAGUUUCUACAGUUUGUUUACGAAGAUCUCUUAAGGGCCAUACUCUCGAAUCAAGCCGAUGACUGCAUCGUGAAGAACGGCGACAUUGCUAGCCCCAAAACUCCAAGAUGCUUGAACGCCUGGAUCAAUGGUCUGGAGGAUACGUGUCCUAACGCUCCGAUCAAGCCAAGAAACCAAAGAGCUGUAGCGUCGGCUACAUUUGGCUCCCUGUGUCGGAAGCUUGAGUUCUGAACCGGCAGCUUUGCUCUUUUCUACGUAAACCAGUCGUCAACGCAAGACUUGGAGGAUGCAGCAGUUUGGGUCUUCUCCUUUCGGGCGAAACAGGGGCAAGGGCUUCGUGAAAAGCUGUAUUCUAGUUUUGUGUUUCCAUGGUGCUAAAUUCUUCUUUUCAGUUUGUAUGCCAGCUCUUGUAAAUUAUCCCUUCCACUGCUAGUUCUGAUUGUAUCUGAAUCUAAUUCUUCGGCCUCUUGGAAUUA
Nymphaea colorata (pocket water lily) is the source of this 1955-nucleotide messenger RNA. RefSeq lists its product as uncharacterized. The record is from RefSeq and is a predicted model, not a curated record. The coding region runs from base 934 to 1710 and encodes 258 amino acids. NCBI's taxonomy places the organism in Eukaryota, Viridiplantae, Streptophyta, Magnoliopsida, Nymphaeales, Nymphaeaceae. The transcript has a single exon.